This is a messenger RNA of Harpia harpyja (harpy eagle), 1512 nucleotides long. RefSeq names its product 3'(2'), 5'-bisphosphate nucleotidase 1 (gene BPNT1). The record is from RefSeq and is a predicted model, not a curated record. The transcript is spliced from 9 exons. Gene Ontology annotation, molecular function: 3'(2'),5'-bisphosphate nucleotidase activity. Gene Ontology annotation, biological process: phosphatidylinositol phosphate biosynthetic process. Bases 150 to 1073 code for a protein of 307 amino acids. NCBI's taxonomy places the organism in Eukaryota, Metazoa, Chordata, Aves, Accipitriformes, Accipitridae.
GGACCGAAAGGAAGGGCUGCUGGCGAGCUGGGAGCGCGGCGAACGGCGACGGGCGGAGAGGGAGAGAAGGGAGAGGAGGUCGGUCGGCGGAGGAGCGCGCGGGAGAGCGCCGAGGCCAAGGGAAGAGCGAGGCCGGGGACGCAUUCAGUAUGGCUUCUCCAGCUCUACUCAUGCGUGUGGUCGCCUCUGCAUAUUCGGUUGCGGAAAAAGCUGCAACAAUUGUUAGGAAUGUAAUGGCUGCAGGAGAUCUGGUGAUAGUGGAGAAGACUGGAGCCAAUGACUUGCAGACCAAAGCUGACCGACUGGUACAAAUGAGCAUUUGUGCUUCCCUGGCACGGAAGUUUCCCAAGGUGACAAUCAUAGGAGAAGAAGAACUAUCCACUGACGAGGUAACUGAGGAAUUAAUUGAAGAUGGCCACUGUGAAGAAAUACUGAAGAGAACUUGUCCUGCUCAGUACACAGGAAUUAAAGAGGAAGAGCUUGUAAUAUGGGUUGAUCCCUUGGAUGGAACCAAGGAGUACACUGAAGGUCUCCUUGACCACGUAACGGUUCUUAUUGGAAUUGCUUAUGGAGGCAAAGCAAUAGCAGGAGUUAUUAACCAGCCAUAUUACAACUAUGAGGCAGGAGCUGAUGCUGUGUUGGGCAGGACAAUCUGGGGAGUCCUGGGCAUAGGUGCCUUUGGAUUUCAGCUCACAGAAGCACCUGCUGGGAAACACAUCAUCAUUACCACCCGCUCUCACAGCAGUACCCUGGUAAAUGACUGCAUCAGUGCCUUGAACCCAGACAGUGUCAUCAGAGUUGGAGGAGCAGGAAACAAGGUCAUUCAACUUAUAGAAGGCAAGGCUUCUGCUUAUGUAUUUGCCAGUCCUGGGUGCAAGAAGUGGGAUACAUGUGCACCCGAAGCUAUUCUACAUGCUGUGGGAGGCAAGAUAACAGAUAUCCAUGGAAAUUCAUUUCAGUAUAACAAGGAAGUGAAACACAUGAAUUCAGCUGGGGUCCUUGCCACUUUGAGAAAUUAUGACUAUUAUGCCAGUCGUAUUCCUAACACUGUUAAACAAUCUCUUAUGCCUUAAAGCAGUAAGGCAUCUUCACUUGGCCUGGAAGGCUGAGAAAGCAAGCUUGGAGAAAAACAAAGAAAGAUGAUAACUGAGCUUGAAAUUUUGUUUUAUGGAAUCUGAACUGAAUUCUUACAUUAAGGUGUUCAAUAAUUUCAAAAUUACAUACAGAAUCUCUAGGUAUGUUUGAUCAGAUUGUUUUGCUGUGUUUAGUAGACAACAUCAAAACAGUCACAUUUCUUCAAUAGUUGUUUUCCAUGUUCUUUGGGAGUAUUCAUUCUUCACAACUGUGCUUAAUAUACUGCUAAUCAUAACACUACAGUCCAAAAAUCAUCAUAAUAUUCAGGGCACAAAAUCACAUUAAGUCAUUCACCUGAUCUUGCUCAAUGUUUUUUGUUGUAUGUAGUCAACAAGGGUUUACUGUGUUAAAUACAAAUGGACUAAGAAGUUGAAUGGA